AUGGCCGCCGCACUCCCGACCUUCCCCAGACUGGUCUUCACCGUCUUCGAACCCAUCUCGCUCGCCGCCGGCUUCCUUGGAGCCGUCAUUGACCCGGAUUGGUUCAUAUCCGAGCAGAUUGCUUCGGUCGCGACCACCAGUCCGCCAACCCCGGCCACAGAUCACAGCCGCCUCGUCGCCCUACAGCUGGGCAACAUCUAUCUUCUCAUGGCCAUGGUCGGCUUGGCUGUCCUCAAUUCCACCAGCGAGCUGAAGGUGGUGCGCAGUUAUCUCGUCGCUCUGUGGAUAGCCGAUCUCGGCCACAUCUACGUGUGCUAUCAUGUUCUGGGCCUGCAGAGAUUCAUCGACGUUGCAAGUUGGAAUUCUAUGACUUGGGGCAACGUGGGAGUGACGGCAUUCCUGUGUCUGACCCGCUCGGCCUAUCUCAUGGGGUGGUUCGGGGCAGAUGUAGAGGACACCAACAGCUCAUCAAAAAAGCGGGAAUGA
Colletotrichum aenigma is the source of this 486-nucleotide messenger RNA. RefSeq lists its product as uncharacterized. The record is from RefSeq and is a predicted model, not a curated record. The transcript is spliced from 3 exons. The coding region runs from base 1 to 486 and encodes 161 amino acids. NCBI's taxonomy places the organism in Eukaryota, Fungi, Ascomycota, Sordariomycetes, Glomerellales, Glomerellaceae.